GCUCCCCGGUGGGCUGGCCCAGGCGCCCGCCCCGCCCCGGCCGGUAGCCUAGAAAAGCGGGUGCGGGCGGCGGGGGCUGCUCGGCGGCUGCCAGGGCUCCCCCCGCCGACCAUGAAGAACCCGGUGCCUCAGGUAGCGUCGCUGCUGCUGGAGAAGCUGCUGCUCCUUGUCCACGUCCGGCCCCUGCCCUCGAGCUCCGGCGGGGAACCGCCGCCGGCCCCCACCUAUUACGACACCAGCUGCUUCAAGCGGGGUGACCUGCUGGAGGUGCCCCGCACCCUUUUCAUUCACUUCGGCAUCUACCUGGGCGAGAACCGCGUUGCCCACUUGAUGCCCGACAUCCUGCCCGCCUUCACCGGCGAUCGCCGGCAGAUCCAGCAGGUAGUGACCAACAAGCGGCUCAUCCUGGGCGUCAUCACCAAGACAGCCAGCAUCCGCGUGGACACGGUGGAGGACUUCGCCUACGGCGGCAGCAUCCUCGUCAACCACAUGGACCGCCUGUUCCAGGACCAGGUGCUGAGCAGCGAGGAGGCGGCCCGCCGGGCGGAGAAGCUGGUGGGCGCCACGGCCUACAGCCUGCUCUGGAACAACUGCGAGCACUUCGUCACCUACUGCCGAUACGGGUCCCCCGUCAGUUUCCAGACCGACAAGUUCUGUGAGACUGUGAAGAUGAUUAUUCGGGACCAGAGGAGCGUUCUUGCUUCAGUGCUGGUGGGAUUAGCAUCGAUAUUCUGCCUCGGUUUGGCACCCUCCACCACGCUGCCUACAAUCUUCAUUCCCUUCUUUCUGUGGAUGGCUGGCUAACAGCCUUCCCAAAGGCUCACGGCCAGCACUUGUAUAUAGGAUGUAUACUACUGUAUUUAUGAAAGCACAGAUUACUCAUCAUCAUUGUGUAAAGUCUCCUAACCUUGUGUGCCACUUUUAAAUACAACUUUGUCUAGAACACAGUGCACAAGGCAAAGCUUACUGUGUAAGCCAAAUAAUAGAUUUCCUGAAAAUCUCAGUUGGUACAUUUUAACACACCUUCAAAUCAUGAAAAAGUAGGGUUAUGAUGCAGUUCUGCUCCUUGCCUUUCGCUGUAAGCGAUUCUGGUAAUAUCCUUCAUGUUCCUGAAUUUCUUAGCUACAUACCCAGGUGUCACAACUGUUACUAAAAAUAGAUGAUGGAGUUCCACGAAGUGGACAUUUAGAACAAACUGCUUACCUCUUCAUUCAGUAGAUAUAGUGAGUAUUCAGAAGUUACUGGCUCUGUCCCUAAAAUACUCUUCGGUGGAGAUACAAGUGAGUAAACUGACUCUUUUUGAUAGCAAAGAAGAAAAACUAACCCUAGGUUGGGCUCUGGGUGCUGCAGAAGCAUAGCUGGGACUAGCCGCAGUCAUUUCCCUCUUAGGAAAUGUUCACAAAUCUCUCAUUUACAUUAAUUGCAUAAACACAACUCUUUAAUUGGGUUCAUGGUAAGGAAAGAUGGCAAUUCCUCAGCAUUUUCCUUGCCACCGGGAGUGGUUAGUGUGGCUAAGAGAAAUGGUGACAGAGGGCUUGAGGGGGUACAGGAAGAAGCUAGAAUGCUUUAUGACAGCCAGUAACAUACAGACAUCAGAAAUUUCCAGCGUUGCAGGGCACAUGGUAGGGAGGAAGAGGACAGAGGCCAAUUUAGUCCCUACCUUCCCUCGGUCACGGGACCCAUGUGAGCACCGUAAAGCAUCCAACAUCACUGAAGCAUCUUCUCUGGUAGCUUUAUUGUCAUUUUGGACAUUGCCUUAAAACAAAUGCCUCUUGGUGAAAGAUGACGUCUUUCUAUACUCAUCUCUUGCAAAUAAGUAUUCACUUUCAAGCCAUCAGCUGGAGUUUCAUCCUUUCUGUUUAUUGAGAAUGUGUACUGUUGGAUUUGAAAUUAGGUUAAUCUGUUUGAAUGCUAAAAACCUUUGCUAAUUUACUUCUUAGCAAUGUGUUGAUGUAUGCAGAGAAGUUGAUGAGCUUCUGUAUUGUCUUCCGUGUGACACAUGUACUUACAUAUUAAUGUGCCGUGCCUGUCUUCCUUUCUAAUCAAAGGCAAAUACGGCGGUGUCUUCACCAAGGACUGAACCUGAGAUUUGCUUCUUUCUGUGGGCAAUGCUCAGUAUCUUGUCAUCAGCUCUGCUACUGAAGUGGCCGCUUUCCCCAUUUUUAGAGACUCACUUUAAGUGUGCUAUAAACCUCCUUCCUUUCCCCUAGACCUUACAGCUGCUUGAAGAUGGGAUUCUUGGAACUGUGAGUCUACUUGGCUGCUCUCUAACCAUCUUUCUUCUGGCUUCUCCACUAUAACUGACAAAGAAUGUAAAGACUGGGGUGAAAUUCCAGGCUCAUAGGAAGCAGCAGCCUGACUGCUGCUGCAACCAGCCAAGAGGGGAUUUCAGCCCAGCGUUCGGUGCACAUUCAGCCUGCAGUCCAGCUUCAUGGUGCUGGGUACCAAUUUCUGUUGGAUCCUUGUAAACAACUUCUGCUCUACUUUCAAAGAUUGCAAUGCUCAGUGUAACUGUUUUUGGUAAACUUCUAAAAUUAAGGUGUUUUUUAAUUAACAUGAAUUGCUUUUUCAUAGUGUAUGCAUUAGUAAUAUUUACAUAAAUUCCAGUGUUUUUUUUUUUACUUGCUGUGUAUAAGGUAUGAACUGUAGUCAUUAUUGUAAUUAUAUAAAUAGAAUUUAUUCAUUUCAAAACAUC
Neopsephotus bourkii (Bourke's parrot) is the source of this 2695-nucleotide messenger RNA. RefSeq names its product lecithin retinol acyltransferase (gene LRAT). Gene Ontology annotation, molecular function: phosphatidylcholine-retinol O-acyltransferase activity. Lineage: Eukaryota; Metazoa; Chordata; Aves; Psittaciformes; Psittacidae. The transcript is spliced from 2 exons. The record is from RefSeq and is a predicted model, not a curated record. Gene Ontology annotation, biological process: retinol metabolic process. The coding region runs from base 112 to 804 and encodes 230 amino acids.